AUGGUUCAACUCACUGAGGUCGAGGACGAGCACUUCCAGGCCCACCAGGCCGGUCCCAUCGAAGAUGAUGGCGACUAUACUGACACUGACUCCGAGAUCUCCGCCGACAGCGACUUCGACCCUACGGACGAGUCCUUCACCGAGCGCCUGUAUGCCCUCAAGGACAUGAUCCCUCCGACCACACGCGGCUGGGUUCAGCACAAGGUCAACUUCGGCGUCAGUGCCGUCCAGAACACGUGGUAUUACGGCUCCCGCACCGUUUGGGUUGUCUGCGCUACUGCUCUGAUGAUUGGUGUGCCUCUGGCCACCUGCUGGGCUGAGGACCAGCAGAUUGAGGGCAUGGAGCGCGAGUUCCGCAUGCGUGAGGCCGGCGGUGAGCUCCUCACUGCCGGCGGCGAGCCCGGCAACGAGGGUGAGAGCACCGCUGACAUUCUCGGCGCCCACCUUGACCGUGCCGAGGCUAAGCCCGCUCUGUAA
Messenger RNA from Colletotrichum truncatum, 477 nucleotides. RefSeq names its product mitochondrial import receptor subunit. Gene Ontology annotation, cellular component: mitochondrial outer membrane. The record is from RefSeq and is a predicted model, not a curated record. NCBI's taxonomy places the organism in Eukaryota, Fungi, Ascomycota, Sordariomycetes, Glomerellales, Glomerellaceae. Gene Ontology annotation, biological process: intracellular protein transport.